GGCAGGAUCGAGUGGCCGCGAUCCGCGAUAUAAAGACGCACCAACGCACUCCACCUGAAGCUAUUCUACCGCAGCUAAAGCAACAUGAAGGUGUUCGUCGCCAUCCUCUCCCUUGCCCUCGUGGCCUCCGCUAUCGGACAGGAGUACUACCAAACACCUGAGGAGCUCCCAUUGGUGUAUGCUCGCGUCGCUCGGUCUCCCCAAUUUGGAGGUGGUCACCGUAGACAUCAGCAAUUCCGUCAGCCUGGUGGAUUUGGGGGACGUCCUGGAGGCUUUAACGGAGGAUUCGGAGGUCCCGGUUUUGGAGGUCCCGGCGGCGGCUUCGGCGGCAGCGCUUCCAACGCUAACGCUGCUUCCCAGAACUUCAACUCCGGAUUCGGAGGCCUCAGCGGCGGUGCGUCCAGUGCCAACGCCAACUCGCAGAACUUCAACACUGGUGGUGGAUUCGGAGGACUCGGAGCUUCGGGCUCUGCUGCUUCCGCCAGCGCCUCCAGCCAGAACUUCAACUCCGGAUUCGGAGGCCUCAGCGGCGGUGCGUCCAGUGCCAACGCCAACUCCCAGAACUUCAACUCUGGAUUGGGAGGAUUCGGUGCCAGUGCAUCCAAUGCCAACGCUAAUUCCCAGAACUUCAACUUCGGUCGCUAAUUUCGCGACUGCUGACUGACCUUACCUAAUUAAGAAGUGACA
Messenger RNA from Neocloeon triangulifer, 687 nucleotides. RefSeq lists its product as uncharacterized. The record is from RefSeq and is a predicted model, not a curated record. The transcript has 2 exons. Bases 85 to 645 code for a protein of 186 amino acids. NCBI's taxonomy places the organism in Eukaryota, Metazoa, Arthropoda, Insecta, Ephemeroptera, Baetidae.